This is a messenger RNA of Anopheles nili, 798 nucleotides long. RefSeq lists its product as uncharacterized. The record is from RefSeq and is a predicted model, not a curated record. Lineage: Eukaryota; Metazoa; Arthropoda; Insecta; Diptera; Culicidae. The transcript has 2 exons. The coding region runs from base 1 to 798 and encodes 265 amino acids.
AUGCCGAAGCGCAAUAAAUGGACGACUGGUGAAACGCUCGAAAUGUUAAGCAUAAUGCAGGAGCAGGAGUCUCUUAAGGCGAUGAACGGACGACCGUUUCGAAAGGAUAAGGCUUUCCGCUUCGUGCAGGAAGAAAUGGUCAGUCGCGGCUACCAUUACAAAGAUCCCAAGCAAAUAGAGUAUCGUUGGAAAAACCUUAAGAGACAGUAUACAGACUUGCAAAAGGACCCCAGCCUGGCAGAAACUCGCAGUUUCAUUUACUUCGACGAGAUCGAUCAAAUGAUACGGGGGAAGACAUCCAAGCCAUCUGUUAGCAACUACAAUGAGAUCAAACAGAUGGUGCAAAGGAAGACAUCCGAGGUUUCCGUUGACAACUAUGAGGAGAUCGAUCAAAUGAUCCAGAACAAGACAUCCGAAAUAUCCGUUGGCAACUACGACGAGAUCGAUCAUAUCAUGGAGGAGAAGACGUCCGAGGUUUCCGUAACCAACUACACCGAGAUCGACCAAAUGAUGCAUGAGAAGACAUCCGAGGCAUCCGUUAGCAACUAUGACGAGAUCGACCAAAUGAUGCCGGAGAAGACAUCCAUUGGCAAUACACGUUUGAUAGAGCUGAAUAUUUCCAAAGAAAACGUUCUUCAAAACCAGAAGCUGCUCAUCGACUACCAGUACAGUCUAUACAGCAAAUUACAUGAAGAGUCCGAUCAGAAGUUUCUAGACAUGAGUCGACAAAUGCUUGAAGAAUGUAAUGAACGGUUUCAAGUAUUUAUGACAAAAUUCAAUUCAGAUGCCUUGCAGUGA